Mugil cephalus (flathead mullet) is the source of this 3030-nucleotide messenger RNA. RefSeq lists its product as uncharacterized. Gene Ontology annotation, cellular component: SCF ubiquitin ligase complex. Lineage: Eukaryota; Metazoa; Chordata; Actinopteri; Mugiliformes; Mugilidae. The transcript is spliced from 14 exons. Bases 1 to 2931 code for a protein of 976 amino acids. Gene Ontology annotation, biological process: SCF-dependent proteasomal ubiquitin-dependent protein catabolic process. The record is from RefSeq and is a predicted model, not a curated record. Gene Ontology annotation, molecular function: protein binding.
AUGGAUAAAUCUGUGGAGCAUGUGGCACAGACAGCUUUUCAGAUGGAGCUGCGCCCUGUGUCUGAACUCCUCGAGGAUUCUGGGAACUAUAGGCGAAACUUCCAGCAGGAGCCGAGCUUCCCUCUCCUCAGUGACUCUGUCUUCAGUGAGCAACAGAAGCUGAGGCUGGUGUUGGAAUGGGCUAAUGGUUUCCUCCGUGGCAGAUCAGAGGUCUGCCAUGAAGUGUGCGGCGUGAACAGUUUGACAUCCUCUGAUGUAAAAAAGGGAGAAACAGAGGACAGAUCUGAUGCAUAUAAGCAUUCGCCCACAGCUAAAUACCACCUGAAUGUUUCACUUGCAGCAGGUGAUAAUGAGGUAUGUGGAGGAGAAAGGAGUUUGGAGAAUAUCUGGCCGCCUGGAUCAUCAAGCUGUAAAAAUAAUGAGCAAAAUAAUUACCUGCGUGGACACAAACCUCCCUCUCCACAUGAUAUCCACCAUCCUUUCUCCCUUUCCCUUAAUGAAGAUGAGGAAACUUUGCCUGGGAAGAGGGAAGAUGUGAAACGAGUGAAGCCACAACACACCAUGAAUAAACAAAGUCCUCCCCACAUAUCUAAUCAAAGGCACCAGCCAGACAUGCCUGACAGCCGCGCAAAUCAAACGCUUGCAUCAGAUACUGCAACACACUUGAUCAAAGAAUCCACAGCAUCCCAGAGCAGCGGCAGUCGUGAAGAGAGCGCAGUGUUUGCUGCAGCGAGCGACUCAAAACCUUUACUCAGAAGCAACGAUUUCACUGUCACGAUUUACAAAACAGCUGGAGCUCAGUCAAAGGGCCCGGAGGACUCGAAGAAAAUUGAAGCUGAAGGUGAUCAGAAGGAGAGAAUAGAAGGUGACAGGGCGGAGGAAAAUUGUGGAAAGAUUAAAAAAGAAUCAGAUUUCGUUGUGCACGCAAGUGAUAAAAUGAGAAACGGCGAACCAGAGGGGGCACCAGAGCAGCACAGUUCCACCUGUUGUUUGAAACUACGAUCACAUUUGACUGUUUAUGAGCAGUACCAGCUAUGUGUGGAUCAGCUGCAUCACAUCAGACUCAGACAAAGCCAGUGCUUUACAGCAACUAUACAGCCACUCGACAAAGACCAGAAGGAAGAAGAAACGUCUGCAAAAGCAGUUUCUUCAGCUUUAACAGCGUCUUGCCUUGACCCGACCUCUGCCCUCACAAAUCCAAAGCAACUCACCACAGAGGAGAGACAUUCACAUGUCAUCAAUAAGAAACAGGACAGAAAAAGGGAAGCACAUACAAAAGAGACCAAAUCUUGCCAAAGUGCGAAGCAAACACCUGCAGCCUGCAAACCCACUGAUUUAAUGAAGAAACCUGCAGAAGCCCUAACAUCACAUGAGGAGGUUAGGACCAAACCUGAAGCCGCUGCUCUUACUGCUAAACCAGGACUGCAGAGAAACAAGAUUAGACGUCACCCAGGCAGGACGGGUCAUCAGAGUCCACAAAAAAGAAAUGAAGCUCCUCUAGAACUCAAAAAAAAUUCAAACACGUCCUCGUCUAGAGGAACGUUGCCAUGCUGUCAAGAUGAAAUCAAAUCCACGAAGAGACACACAAGGAGACCAGAUGACAGACUGAAUCAUGCAUCACCUUACAGAGAUACACCAACGCUUGUGCAGCCUGCAGAGGCUCAUCAUCGUGAUGACCCGGGGUUGAAAUCACCAUCAGAGGGUACAACGCUGCACAUCAGUUUGACCAACAGCUGUAAAACCAGCCCAGCGGGCAUCCCUGCGUGUGACAGCUGGCUGUGUUUACCUGAUGAGGUGUGGCUGUCCAUCUUGUCUCUGGUGCCUCUGAGGGAUUUGUGCGGCGUGGUGCAGGUCUGCCGGCGCCUGCACGCCCUGGCCACCGAUCACUCGCUCUGGAAAAAUCUAAGGAUUGAAAACUCUGCUUUAACCGACCAGUGGUUGCUGUGUGUGGGCAGACGUUGUCCUCGUACCCUGUCCCUGUACAGCUGCAGUGGACACUCUGUCUCCUCCUCUGGGCUGGAGACGUUCUUCUCUCUGUGCAGAAAUUCUCUGCAGGAACUCAAGGUCACAAGUUGUACCGGUCCUCGUCUCCAUGGCGACUGCGUGUUGUCUCUGGUUGGUCAGUUUUGUGAUCGUGUGGUCGAUGUGGACCUAAGCUGGAGUGGAGCGACGGACGCGGGAGUGAAAGCUCUGAGUGACUGCGCCUCACGGAUAAGACUAAAAUCUGUUGUCCUGAACGGCUGCCACAUCACUGACGUCUCACUGAAGGAGCUCACCGUAAAACACAAAGAGAGCCUGUGCAGGUUGGAGGUGUUUGGCUGUCAGUUUCUCACUGCGUCCUGUCUUCAGACUGUAUAUGAGAUGUGUCCUGGUCUUCAGCAUCUAAAUGUCGGACAGGUGCCAAAUGUCAGUGUCCACAGUCUCAUGGUGAUGACAUCACAGCUCAAACGUCUCAUUUCACUGAAUCUCACUGGACUGCAGCUGGAUGAUUCCACAGUGGACUCUUUGCUCCACAACUGUGUCGAACUUCAGAGUUUGACCUUCAGCUCGUGUCCUGGAGUCACUGACCUGACGCUGCACAGCAUCAGCAAGUACACACCUGGCAUCAGAUCCCUUAAUGUGAGUGGCUGUAAGGCAGUAACAGAUGCAGGUGUUCAGUCUAUAGCGCUGGGCUGCAGAAGAGUUCAGCAGCUGGAUCUCAGCUCCACCGGCACAGGGAACAGAGGGGUUUCUCUACUGGCAAAUUACUGCAGUGAACACCUUCAUACUGUCAAACUCAGUUUCUGCCACAUCACGUUAGAGAAGAUACUGAAGCUCUGUCGACACUGUAAGAGGUUGAAGGUGCUCCAUCUAUACGGCUGCGCCCGGCUCCCCACUAAAAGACAGAUCAGACAAGUUCACAGUUCUGUUCAAGUUUAUCCUCUGCCCUGACACUAACUGUACAGAUAUGAAAGAGGAAACUUCUCUUUUUUAUUUCUUCUGUUAUGCUGAAUUUUCAGAGGUAUCCGGCAAAUUAAUGAAGAAAUGAAU